This is a messenger RNA of Cloeon dipterum, 810 nucleotides long. Its product is annotated as protein dj-1beta-like. NCBI's taxonomy places the organism in Eukaryota, Metazoa, Arthropoda, Insecta, Ephemeroptera, Baetidae. Gene Ontology annotation, biological process: glycolate biosynthetic process; glyoxal metabolic process; response to oxidative stress. The record is from RefSeq and is a predicted model, not a curated record. Bases 81 to 785 code for a protein of 234 amino acids. The transcript is spliced from 5 exons. Gene Ontology annotation, cellular component: mitochondrion; nucleus; cytoplasm.
UCGCACUUGCAAAGCUCUACAGCGCGUUGAGGAAAACGCACGUUUAACGCUGCGUUUGAAUUAAAUAUCCCGGCUUGAAUAUGCUUUUCACGGCAAUAUUUUUACUGCUGCUGGCGAACUUUGCAACCCUCACUCAUGCAACCACCAGGUCUCCGCAAUCCUCCAACAGGAACGCAACCAGAACUGGAAAGGUUAAGACCCUUUUGCUUCUGGCUUAUGGUGGUGAGGACAUGGAAAUUUUCCUAACAGCUGACGUCCUGGCAAAGACGAAAGAAUUUGAUGUGACGGUGGCUGGUGUGACCGGACCAGAAAUGGUGAUAACAGGGGCAGAUGUACGAUGCAUUCCGGACCAAAGCCUUGACUCCGCCAUGCAGAGAGGUCCUUACGACCUGAUCGUCCUCCCAGGUGGCCUUUACGGAGCGCCGGUUUUGGUUGCGUCUGAUAAAGUGGGUGGAUUUGUGCGGCAACAUGUAGCCAGAGGUGGGGUGGUCGCUGCCAUUUGCGGCGGGAAUUGGGCUCUGAUGAAGUACGGCGUUUUCAAAGGAAAAAGAAUCACGUCUUUCCCUUACUUCAGGAUGCUCAUGCGACAGUUUGAUGUUCGAAAAGAAUGGAAAAUCGUUGACGAGGACCGCGUCUUGGUUGACGGUAAGCUCAUUUCGAGCCAGGGCCCCGCAACCACGGCUGAAUUUUCAUUCGCCAUUGUCGAGUACUUCCUUGGAAAACCGCAAGCCGAGCUCCUGGCUAACUUCUUCCUGUUUAAAAAUGAUUUGUUUCCUUUAUCUUAAGACAAACAAUUUCUUGAUAGAUAAA